This is a messenger RNA of Benincasa hispida (wax gourd), 5100 nucleotides long. Its product is annotated as RNA-binding KH domain-containing protein. The record is from RefSeq and is a predicted model, not a curated record. NCBI's taxonomy places the organism in Eukaryota, Viridiplantae, Streptophyta, Magnoliopsida, Cucurbitales, Cucurbitaceae. Gene Ontology annotation, molecular function: RNA binding.
UCGGGAACACUCGAACGAAAUAAAUACCGAAAAAAAUACAAAGCGCGGUUCUUGCAAACCCUCGUAGUUCAAUCAUCGCAGUAUCGGCGGCCUUCUGUCUGUUGUGGUGCCGCUACUUCGUUUCUCUGCUGAGACAAAUUGAAAUUUUAAAAUGGUGAGUGGGAAGCGACCUUAUGGUCAGAGGGACCAUAAUGGAGACCAUAAGGGCUACAAGAGACGGAUUACUGAACAAGAUGACUGGGUUAGUGAUGAACUGGUUGUUUACCGAAUACUUUGCCCUGAUGAGGUCAUUGGAAGUGUUAUUGGUAAGAGCGGGAAAGUAAUAAACUCAAUAAGACAAGAAACGAGGGCAAAGAUCAAGGUGGUGGAUCCAUUUCCUGGUGCUAAGGACCGUGUUAUAACAAUUUUCUGCUUUGUCAAGGAUAAGGAGGAUGUGGAAGUUGAUGACGAGUUCAAUGACAGGCAAACAUUAUGUGCCGCCCAAGAUGCUCUUCUUAAAGUUCAUGCUGCCAUUGCUAACGCACUGGCUUCUGCUGGAGAUUUAGACAGGAAACAGAGGGAGAAGGAACAAUGCCAAAUUCUUAUCCCUUCAAGCCAAUCUGCUAAUGUCAUUGGUAAAGCAGGAUCGACUAUAAAAAAGCUUAGAAGCAAGACAAGGACCAGUAUAAAAAUCACCCCCAAGGAUGCCACUGAUCCAAUUCAUUCGUGUGCCAUGGAAUUUGACAAUUUUGCCGUGAUAGCUGGAGAACCUGAGGGAGUAAGGCGAGCAUUGUUUGCAAUAUCUUCAAUUAUGUAUAAGUUCCCUCCCAGGGAAGAGAUUCCUCUUGAUACAAAUGUAAAUGAAGCCCCUUCUAAUAUAAUUAUCCCAUCCGAUGUCCCUCUGUAUUCAGCAGGAGGACUAUAUCCAAGUGCAGAUCCUAUUCUUCCUCCCAGAUCUAUUCCACCAAUGCUUGGUGCCCAACAUGUCCAGGAUCUUCAUGAUUACCCUGAUACUGGGAGUGCAUGGCCUCUUUAUUCAUCUACUCUUCCUGUGGUUCCUGGUAUUAGUGGUCAUCCUCCAUCAGAGGAGUUGGUGAUUAGAGUAUUAUGCCCCUUUGAUAACAUUGGUCGUGUCAUCGGUAAAGGUGGGGGUACCAUUAAAAGCAUAAGGCAAGCUACUGGUGCUCGCGUGGAAGUUGAUGACACCAAGCGUGAUUGUGAUGAAUGCAUUAUUACUAUCUCAUCAUUUGAGUCCUUGGAUGAUCUGAAAUCAAUGGCUGUUGAAACUGUGUUAUUGCUGCAAGAGAAGAUUAAUGAUGAUGAAGGUGGUACAGUGAUUAUUCGACUACUUAUUCCAUCUAAAGUUAUUGGCUGUAUUAUAGGAAAAAGUGGUUCAAUCAUCAAUGAAAUUCGGAAGUACACUAGAGCUGAUAUUCGUAUUUCAAAGGGUGACAAAAUUAAGUGUGCUACUGCCAGUGAUGAACUUGUUGAGGUAACUGGUAAAGUUGGCAGUGUGAGAGAUGCAUUGGUCCAGAUUGUGUUAAGGCUUCGAGAUGAUGCCUUGAAAGAGAGAGAUGUCAGUCAUAACCCUGCCGUUGUUACUGAUUCCAUGUACUCAUCAGGUUCUAGUUUUUCGAUGCCAUCUGUCUUGCCUUCUGUUUCUCCUGGUGCUCCACCAAUGGGCUAUGAUCAGAGGGUUGAAAGUGGAAGUGGAUUAGGUGUUCUCUCUUCAAGUAGCCUAUAUGGAUAUGGAUCACUGUCGAUUGGAGACAAUGGCUAUGGAUCCAUGAUGUCCUCAUAUCCAUCCAAGUUGUAUGGAGGGCUGCCUCCUCCAUCUUCUCUUGAGAUGUUGAUCCCAGCAAAUGCAGCUGGUAAAGUAAUUGGAAAAGGAGGGGCUAAUAUUGCCAACAUUAGGAAGAUAUCAGGUGCAUUGAUAGAGAUCUCAGACUCUAAGUCAUCUCGAGGUGAUCGCAUUGCUCUUAUAUCUGGUACAUCUGAACAGAAGCGCACGGCCAAAAACUUGAUUCAGGCGUUUAUAAUGGCUACAUGAGAAGAAAGAUGACUUCGUGUUUGGAGGUUACUAGAUGAAAUCUUCCUUUUCCAUUCAUCCUCUGUAGAUCUCUCUAGGUUCAGUUCUGGAGAAGGGUACUUCUUCUAGCCUUCAAAUUCUUCAGUUUUUUUCUCAUUAAAUGCGUACUGGGAUGAAAUGGGAUGAUCUACAGCAGGUUCAUAUCUAGGGUUCCUAGAGCUUUUGUUUCUUAAUCUAUUCUUCUGUGGAUUCUUAGAACUUUUAGGAUCUUUCCUUUCGUACUUGUAUGUCUGGCCUUAUCUUUUAUCAGUUGGGAGUUCAUCUCAUUUCCAAUGCUAUCGUACUCACAUUAUAUGAUGAUUAUGCCAGAUAAGUUCCAGGAUGGUCGUUAUUCUCAAUCUUAUAACUGUGUACAAUAUUUUUCUAUCCAUUCUAUCUCCUAUUCAGUUUCUUGGUGGACGAAGUUCUCAAUCAUUGAUCAUUUUUCUCAAUGCAGUUGGUAUUGCUCUUGUCUAUUAUAGAGCUUUAUAACUAUGACAACGCACCUCAAGAGAAGAGAUUGUUUCCAGAACUAAACUAAAGUUAUCAUCAAAGAAGUUUCUCUUUUAAUUCCUUGUUCUGUACUUCAUAUCAUAAUUCCUAAUUUGCUAGUAGGUUGGUGCUAAAUAGCAUCGUAAAUUCUGUGUUUUUUUUUCCUCUGUUUGAUAUUUUGCCUUCUCUGAUGCCCUUUAUUAAUAGCCAACGGUGAAAAUUUCCAAAAUAUAUGUUCUAUAGAGCUGGGCCUGAAAUUCAUUGGACAUGAAAGAUUAGCUUCAGAGUGUGAGAAGGUUCAUUCCCUGAAUACUGAUUCCCUAAUACUAUGCUCAUUCCAUUUUCUUGAGAGAAGAAUUUUGAGAGCAUUCUCUUUGGGAGGAGGGUGGGGGGUUUGUUGUUCCACUUCUGGUGGAAAGUUUUGUCCAAUGUUUUAGGUGAUUCAAUAGAAAAGUUUUUUGUCACGAGUUCUAUGUUUCUACAGUAUAUCCAUGGAAUUACCUGGUUUGUAUUACUCCUUGUGUAUCCUGAAAGCAAGGGCCUUUUUUGGCAUGGAAGAUUUUUUUGAAGAAAACUAUUUCUAAAGUGGUUUUCAUAAUGUUCUCAAAAUUGUAUUUUGGAAGGAUCUCUUCUUUGUUUCUAUCAACUUUUAUAACUCAAGAACACGAUAAAACUUUUUAUACAUUUUCACUGUUUUUAUUACUAACAUAAAUGUGUUCCAAACAGAAAAGCAACCUAUUAACGAUUUCUUACACACGUACAAGCUCAUGCAUGCCUGAUUUUUACCUUUCAAAAACACACCUUUUAUCAUCUACCAGUUCUAAUUGCUAGAUGAGGUUAUAGCUAGCUAUGGAAGUUUUUAGAGUUCUUUCAAAGGGGAAAAAAAAAAUCAGCAAGAGGUUGGAAUGAUGGUACUUUUCUGUCCUUAUUUUCAACUCCUUUUGUAAUCACUCUUCUACUGUAGUUCUCAAGUGGAGUUUUCUUAUGUCACUCAGUCCCUGUCUCCUGUUCUCUUCUGUCUAUUAUUCUAAUGACAUUGUUUCAUUUCCUAGUAUAUAAAAAAUUACUAAUUUAUAAAAGGAAUUAGUGAAGAAUGGGUGGUUAGGCUUACCUACUCCAUCAGUGUUUUUAAGAGAUUCAGUAAGGUGUUUCCAUGCCUUAGAUCUUCUUUUGUUGAUUCUGUAAUGUCUUCUGAGAAAUUUGCCCUGUGGGGAGGUGGUUUAGCAUUCAUAUCCAUAUCAUGCAAAGAAAUUAUAUGAAUACGUGUGAGUAAACCUAACCAGUUUAAGUUUGAAGUAUCUCCCUCGUUUAUCAUAAGUCAUGGCACAAUGGCUUCUGUUGAUCUGAUUCUAUCAAAUCAUCUCAUUAAUGAUUAACUAAUGCGUGUUGAACCAACGAUCUAUCAUGUAGUCAAUUCCAGUUUGGACUCUAGAGCUACAAAGUUGGCCCCUAUUUUGAUAUUAACUUCCAUUUUACUCUGAACUGCUCACGGUGAAUUGUGACAUUAUGGUGAUGGGAUUUUCCCACCCUCUUGUACGUCGUUCCCAGUGCAAGAUCUUCUGCUUUUGUACAUUCCUAAAGAUUGGUAAAUCACUACUAUGAUCCUCAGGAUGUUUUUCAGAAGCAGUUGAUGGCAUUGUUCUGGCAUGUAUUUUGAGACCCAUGUUAAAAUUAGGAUAUCUGCUAGUUUGCCCUAGUGAUUAAAACCCAUAGUUGCUUGUGCUAUACAGAUUCUUCUUUCUCCUCGGUAUCUUAGUUCUUCAUUCUAUUAUCUUCUUUGACCAGUCCUGCAUGAAUAGGAACUUCAGCAGUGGGAACUUGGCGACAGUACAUAAUUACAAUGAUCUUGUUUGCCGAUCUGCAUCCCUUUGAUAUUUAGUUACAACUUUCUUUUACUAGUCAACUGGUAGCCUUGCAAGUAUAGGAACCCUCUGUUAUGUCCAUCUUUUAUCUUACUACUGGAGGGAAUUACCUGUAGCAUCGCGACUUACAGUGGCCUGCGCUGGCUAGUUAAGAGUGCAACUGCUGCAAAGCUUUUUGGCUUUUCAACAACAAAUCAUUAGUUUUGUGUUUAUCAAACAGAAAAAAAGAACCCUUUAGUUAUGUGGCUACGCCCUGCUCUUUACUAUUAUUAUGUGGAUAGAACUAUGAUUCUUGUCUGGAGUAAUAUCAAGGUUAGCUUUACUCAUAUUGUGCCCUUUAAGAAGUAUGCAUAUGAAGGGAAUAGAAAGUUCUGUGGAGUGGGAUGACAUUGGAUGAAAGUUUGAUUGUUGUUAGGACGUAGAAUUAGAAAAACCGUCAUGGAUAACCUAUGAUAGUUGUACUUGGUUUUGAUCUCAUCUUCAUCAUUUGAAGUGUUUUUUUUUUGUUUUUUUAGUACAACUGUGGUUUGAGGAUUAAAUCUUCAACCUCUAGAAAGGAUGUUAAUUACUGUUGAGCUAACUUACAUUGGCUAUUAUUUAAAUUAUGAAGUUGAUGUAGUCAUUAUUUUGUUAAGAUUGAAAUUGCUCAGUUUUGUAUCUGAUUGAAGGAUAAAUAAAGAGGAAUAUCUGUUUUGUAUA